CGCAACGAAACAGCUCCAUUGGCCAUCUUGCGGUGGCGGGGCGGCAGAGCUUUGUACGCACACUGCACCCUGCCCCGGUGCCGGCCGAGUCGGCACCCACCACCUCACCCGACGGCCGCGCCACGUCCUCACCCGUGUCGCUUCCGGCGAUCACGCGGCUCACCCCCGGCCCACACUCCCCGCGCCACCGCGGCACGCAACCGUCUCAAACGACAAAACACCUCCACCACUUGCGCGCCGCGCGCACGUCAACCUCGCCGUCGCCGAGCCGCCCGCCCACUCUAUAUCACCACCUGGCCUCACAGCUCAGCUCAGCUCACACUACUUGUCACUCGCAUCGCUCCACUCCAGCUCGCGUCAUCACCCAUGGCGUCCGAGGCCGCUGCGUCCGCCGAGCCCGCGCCGCAGGUCGUGGACGAGUGCCGGGGCGUGCUGUUCGUGUACAGCGACGGCACGGUGGUGCGGCGCGCGCAGCCGGGGUUCGCGACGCCCGUCCGCGACGACGGGUCCGUGGAGUGGAAGGACGCGACGUUCGACGAGGCCGCCGGGCUGGGGCUCCGGCUCUACCGGCCCCGGGAGCGCGGCGGGCGGAGCCGGCUGCCGGUGUUCUUCUACUACCACGGCGGCGGGUUCUGCAUCGGGUCCCGCGCCUGGCCCAACUGCCAGAACUACUGCCUCCGCCUCGCCGCGGACCUCGGCGCGCUGGUGGUCGCCCCCGACUACCGCCUGGCCCCCGAGCAUCGCCUCCCCGCCGCCAUCGAUGACGGCGCCGCGGCGGUCCUGUGGCUGGCGGCGCAGGGGCGCACCCCCGGCGGCGGUGGGGACCCGUGGGUCGCCGAGUCCGCGGACCUCGGCCGCGUGUUCGUCUCCGGCGACUCCGCCGGCGGGACCAUCGCGCACCACCUCGCCGUGCGCUUCGGCUCCCCCGACGGGCGCGCCGAGCUCGCCCCCGCCGCCGUCGCCAUCCGCGGCUACGUCCAGCUCAUGCCCUUCUUCGGCGGCGUCCAGCGCACGCGGUCGGAGGCGGAGUGCCCCGACGACGCGUUCCUGAACAGACCCCUCAACGACCGGUACUGGCGCCUGUCGCUGCCGGAGGGCGCCACGGCGGACCACCCCGUCGCCAACCCGUUCGGGCCCGGCGCGCCGCCGCUGGAGGGCGUGGAGCUCGCGCCGACGCUGGUCGUGGUCGGGGGACGCGACAUCCUCCACGACCGCGCCGUGGACUACGCGGCGAGGCUGAGGGCGAUGGGGAAGCCCGUGGAGGUGCGGGACUUCGAGGGGCAGCAGCAUGGCUUCUUCACCAUCGACCCCUGGUCCGACGCCUCCGCCGAGCUCAUGCGCGUCAUCAAGCGGUUCGUCGACUCCGACGGCCGGUUCGACUGAACCGGAACCGGUUCAGGACUCCCCGGAGCAUCAUUGUGUCGUCUAUUUCCCGGGGUUUAAUUUAUAAUAAUUUUAUUUGUAUUUCGAUAAUAGGCGAGCUGAAUCCUUGAGAAUCAUGGUGAAAAUCCAGGCAACAACAACAUGUUGAUCGGAGUCGAGCUCUAGUGUUAAUCCACAUAAACCAAAAUGGGUGGCUAGCUUGCAUUUUGUGAGUCGAAAUCAAUAUGGUUUGGGUAAAAGUGCCAUGACUUUGUGACAAUGUUUUUAUUUCUACA
This is a messenger RNA of Setaria italica (foxtail millet), 1658 nucleotides long. RefSeq names its product probable carboxylesterase 15. Gene Ontology annotation, molecular function: hydrolase activity. The record is from RefSeq and is a predicted model, not a curated record. The coding region runs from base 367 to 1383 and encodes 338 amino acids. The transcript has a single exon. Lineage: Eukaryota; Viridiplantae; Streptophyta; Magnoliopsida; Poales; Poaceae.